AAUCUCUAAAAUUUAAUGACAUUUCCUGCAGCUAUAGUGAAGGCGGAAAUACAAACAGUCCCUUCCACGAAAACGUGGUGCUAUUACAAUCACAUUUCUCACCAGCCCUUUUCUUUUUUGCAAAAGUGUUUAUCCUAGUGAUGCGGACUUAUGACAAAUGUCAACAGUUAAUAAGAUAGCCAAAAACUGUGAAAAUGAAACGUUCCUGGAAUGCAUCAGAGCUUCACACUUUAGUCCUUCGUUUGAGACUCAAGGGCCACAUGGCCAGGUAGGUCUUUCACCUCUGGAAACCGUUAAACAUCCUUCCAGUAAGACAUAAUCGUUAAGCCCACGGUGUUAAAGAAACCCAGUCAGCUGUUCCCCGCAGGUCACCGCCUGCCUCCACCCUCCUCCCGCGUACUGAACGCAAAAAGCUUGGGAACGAGCGAGGCCAGAGGAGACAACUCCCAGCAGGCGUCGCGGCAGCGGGAAGUCACGCACGCGCAACCCAGGCCACAGGAGUAAAGUCUCUCCGCCUGUGUCUGGGAAGGGAGAAUGGCGGCGCCCGGGCUGCGGCUGGGAGCGGAAAGGCUCUUUGAAAUGCCUGCGGUGCUAGAGCGACUGAGCCGCUCUAACAGCACGUCCCAAGCUUUUGCUGAGGUGCUGCGGCUGCCGAAGCAGCAGCUGAGGAAGCUGCUCUACCCGCUGCAGGAAGUAGAGCGGUUCCUCGCCCCCGACGGGAGGCAAAACCUUCACCUGCGUAUCUUUGACCCGAGCCCGGAGGACAUAGCGAGGGCAGACAACGUCUUCACGGCCACUGAACGGAACCGCAUCGACUACGUCAGCUCCGCGGUCCGUAUCGACCACGCCCCGGACCUUCCGCGGCCUGAGGUGUGUUUUAUUGGCAGAAGCAAUGUUGGAAAAUCAUCUCUGAUCAAGGCUUUAUUUUCACUGGCCCCUGAGGUUGAAGUCAGAGUCUCCAAAAAACCAGGACACACAAAGAAAAUGAAUUUUUUCAAAGUUGGAAAACAUUUUACAGUGGUGGACAUGCCAGGUUAUGGCUAUAGAGCACCUGAAGAUUUUGUUGACAUGGUAGAGACGUAUCUAAAAGAACGAAGGAACUUGAAGAGAACAUUUUUAUUAGUGGAUAGUGUUGUUGGAAUUCAAAAAACAGACAAUAUUGCCAUAGAAAUGUGUGAAGAAUUUGCAUUACCUUAUGUGAUUGUAUUAACAAAAAUUGACAAAUCUUCCAAGGGACAUCUUUUAAAACAAGUGCUUCAGAUCCAGAAAUUUGUUAACACGAAAACUCAAGGAUGUUUUCCUCAGUUGUUUCCUGUAAGUGCUGUGACCUUUUCUGGAAUCCAUCUGUUGAGAUGCUUUAUAGCCAGUAUAACAGGAAAUCUUGACUAAUGGUUCCCAGAAGAUUCAAAAAAAAAAAAAAAAAAAAAAAAAGCUUUAUGCUAACUGGGAGUUAAAUACCUAGAAGAAUUUCAACAUUGUUUUAAAUGUUGUGCAUCUGUAACUUCAGGAGGAUCACUUCAGCUUUAAAACCUGCACCUUCUCAAAACAAGAAUUUGUGCCUGGGGGAAUAAAGUUUGUAAGUAAUUGAAUUACGGUGUUCAUAAGAACAGCUACUAGCUGAUUCCCGUGUUUUAACAAACUGACAAGCAAGAGCACAUCCAUAAAAUGAAAACCUGUUACAACUAUGUACAGAAGGAUCUGACGUUUUAUUGGGCUUUUGUCUUUUAAAGAAUAUGUCUACUACGUGUAUUUUUUUUAAAUGUUAAAAUGGGCUAGGUAAAAGGGGGCUGCUUUUCUGUUAAGCAUCGAUAGGUAAGUUGAUGGAUAAAUGUUACUAUGUAAGCCUAUUUUUUUGAGUCCUUAUUUGAAUACUGAAAACAUUCUUGAUAAAAUGUGUUAGUCCAUGUUGGAAACAACUGAAAGAAUUCAAGUUCUAGUUCUGAUGUUUAUUAUAAAUGUUGGAUCUUGCACAACUUGAUUUCUCUGAAAUUCAUUUGUUACUGUAACCUUGAAAGCCAUUAAGAUUAAAAUGAAUGGUUUUACAGCAGGUAACAUGUGAGAUGACAGCUACAUAUUUGUAAAGCCAAGCCAACAAAGAAAUAUAGCAAAAUUCGGCCGGGUGCGGUGGCUCACGCCUGUAAUCCCAGCACUUUGGGAGGCCGAGGCGGGCGGAUCACGAGGUCAGGAGAUCGAGACCAUCCUGGCUAACACAGUGAAACCCCGUCUCUACUAAAAAAAUACAAAAAAUUAGCCGGGCAAGGUGGCGGGUGCCUGUAGUCCCAGCUACUCGGGAGGCUGAGGCAGGAGAAUGGCGUGAACCCCGGGGGGCGGAGCCUGCAGUGAGCCGAGAUCGUGCCACUGCACUCCAGCCUGGGCGACAGCAAGACUCUGUCUCAAAAAAAGAAAAAAAAAAAAAAAAAAAAAGAAAAUAUAGCAAAAUUCACAGGUAGGUUUAUUACAAGAAAUGUCCUUUCAUGGGGGAAGUAACAUUUUCACUAGUGAAAAUGCAAGAAACAAAAAUAGCUUUAAAUGAGAAAACUAAUUUGCAAAGGGCAAGAGAAAAAAGCUGAUGGGACAGUUUAGACUGCUACAUUUAAGAUUCAGAAUGGAAAAAUAAAGACUUUGAACUAAAGUAAAUAGAAAAGAUUUUUGUGAAGGUGCCACUGACCUAUUCCUAUAAGUGGCUUAGCGUUUCAAAGCGAAGCUGAAUAUUAAAAGGUUAUAGCUGUAUUGCUGGAUAAAAAAUUAAAGCUGUAAACCAACUUCAUGCCUUUUUUUCAGAAAAUAAUCUGAAUAUAUUGUCAGUUUUAUAGUUGAUGGAAUUGGUCUAAUCUAACCAGGAAUGUUUUCAUCCAAAAAAAAAGAUUUUUUAAUAUAGACAUUCAUAAAAUAUAUAGUAACAAGAAUUAUCUUAGAAGUCA
This is a messenger RNA of Symphalangus syndactylus (siamang), 2921 nucleotides long. RefSeq names its product GTP binding protein 8 (gene GTPBP8). NCBI's taxonomy places the organism in Eukaryota, Metazoa, Chordata, Mammalia, Primates, Hylobatidae. The record is from RefSeq and is a predicted model, not a curated record. Gene Ontology annotation, cellular component: mitochondrion. Gene Ontology annotation, molecular function: GTP binding; GTPase activity.